UUCACAGCAACUAUUUGGCUUGUGUCAAAACGAAUCUUUCAACUUCUUUGAAAUUACAUAAGUUGUGUGUGUUGCACGUCCAAUUGUUUUCAUAAUGGUUCUGAAAUUUGCAUUCAAGGUUGUAAUUGCAUCGACUGCAGUUUAUUGGACAAAUCAAUUGGAAGUGUGGUCACAGCUGAGCCGAAAAGAACGUGCAUAUGAUAAAUUGAUUGCUUGUGCAAAGGCAUACAUCGCUAAAAAUACACCAGACUCACUGAAAUUGAAGGUACAAAAAGUGCAGGAUGAUAAAUUGUUGCUUUGCGCUACGACCAAUUACUACUACAAUCAAGGUGUGAUAAGCACGUUCGAGGCCCUUUCCAAUUUACCAAAAACUGUUGGCGGAUUAUACGAUCAAGCCGUCGCUAAAUUGAACUCUGCCGCACAGACACCGGACACAAAACCAGCUAAAUGAAUAUAGAAUGGAACAAAUUAAUACAAAUUCGAAAUCGGGUCAACAUUAUUGAAUUAGGCUUAGUUGUUUACGUGAUUGAAUGAAUUCCUCAAGAUAUUGUUUUAAUGAGAAAUUUCAUCUGGCCGUAAUCAUUUUUUUUGUUGUAAAUAUCUGAAGUAUACAAGUGUGAUUUUGAAAUCCAGGAUGCAAGAUGAAACAGAUCCAGAGAAGAUUUCCAACAGAGAGAAAUAAAAGUAUAAUUUCAAUAUUACAAAAAUAUCGAUAAAAUGACGGAAAUAAAUGAAAAUGGAAGAGAAAAAUGUUUGUUUUCAAUGAGAACAUUUUUUUUUAUUUAUUUUCUUUUACUCUUUGUUUUACAACGUAUCAAUAAAUGGCAACUGCUUUUUUUAUUUAAUA
This is a messenger RNA of Sitodiplosis mosellana (orange wheat blossom midge), 847 nucleotides long. RefSeq lists its product as uncharacterized. The transcript has 3 exons. Gene Ontology annotation, biological process: cristae formation. Lineage: Eukaryota; Metazoa; Arthropoda; Insecta; Diptera; Cecidomyiidae. The coding region runs from base 95 to 451 and encodes 118 amino acids. Gene Ontology annotation, cellular component: MICOS complex; mitochondrial crista junction. The record is from RefSeq and is a predicted model, not a curated record.